Messenger RNA from Panicum hallii, 1684 nucleotides. RefSeq lists its product as uncharacterized. The coding region runs from base 509 to 1138 and encodes 209 amino acids. The transcript is spliced from 3 exons. Lineage: Eukaryota; Viridiplantae; Streptophyta; Magnoliopsida; Poales; Poaceae. The record is from RefSeq and is a predicted model, not a curated record.
UCCCCGAACGGGGCCGGACCAAGCUAGCCCGCCAAGCCUACCGGUCCACUCGUCCGUCCACUCAAUCAGCGAGCGGGGAUCCGAACUCGGAGCCCCUCCUUUUACCAAUUCCCUCUUCGUCUUCCUGCUCCGGUCCUCCCCUUCCAUUACGCCACCACGAAAUAGCUAGACAAUUCUCCAAAUGGACUCGCCCAUGUGAUUGUUUAGCAGCGUCCGGGUCCUACCUCCCCUGUCUCUCUCUCUCUCCCUUUCCUGUUCCAAUACCUUCCGCAACCCACCAACCCUGCUCGAUUCAACGCGCCGCUCCUGUACCCGCCGCCGUCUCGCGGCGACCUGUUCGUCGAAAAUUCGGCCGUUUAUAUAUAGAAGAGGCGGACGCGGAUGACGCGAACGAUUGUCCGCGCUCGUGCUUCCAAGGACAGCGAGGCAGGCUGCCAAGAGCGGAAUUGCUGGUCGGCUUAAGUGCGCGAGGACGGAGCGAUCCAGCUCGGGGUGAGCGCGCGGCGCGAUGGGAAAGGGGAGCAGGGGCGUGUCCUGCCGUUCCGCCAUCUGCGGCAUCGUCGCGCUCCUCAGCGCCACCGCUUUCGCCUGCUCCGUCGCCGCCGAAUUCCGCAAAGUCAAGGACAAGGACGUGAAGCUGGACGGCAGCCUCUGCUCGCUGCCCAGGAGCUCCGCCUUCGAGCUGGGCGUGGCCGCCAUCGCGUUCCUCUUCGUGGCGCAGCUCGUGGGCACCAGCGCCGCCGUGACCACCGCGUACGCCGCCAAGCCCAGGAAGAGGGCAGCCGCCAGGGGCCGCGCCGCGUUCGUCGCCCUCCUGGCCCUCUCGUGGCUGAGCUUCGCGGUGGCCGUGAUCCUGCUGGCGACCGCGGCGAGCAUGAACCACGGGCAGCGGUACGGGCGCGGGUGGAUGGACGGCGACUGCUACGCGGCCAGGAACGGUGUGUUCGGCGCCGCCGCGGCGCUGGUCGUCGUCACGGCGCUCACCACCCUCGGCCUCACCUUCGCCACUGAACCGACCGCGGCCAUGGCGCCCGCGCCCGCGUCACCCGCCGCGGCACCGGACGCGUGCGCGAGCAGGACGCAUCCCGAAGCGGCUGCAGCGGACGCCGAACAACCGGGCGGGCGAUCCAAGCAAUGACCAGUGAGGCAGGCAGGCUGGCUGGACGGGGGCGGACCAACCGCAGGCGGCGGCUGGUGAGCGGCAACGUUGGCGGCGCAAACGGCCGCGCCGCGUGGGGCAGCGUUGAUGGGCUGGCGGGCGGGGCAUCGGCAAAGUGGGAGGCCGCCGCCGGACCGGACGGGUGGGGCCACGGGAGCGCAUGCAUAUACGCUGCCGCCGGUUGGUUGGAUAUUUAGCAGCCGCCAGCCGGGACAGAGGUACAUAAUUACUGUCCCCAUAACUGACACGAUUACUGACACGGCAGUGUGCAGCAUCUAAAUGAUGGUAGCAACAACAAGUCGUUUCAAAAUGCAAAGACAAAUCGUACAGAAAUUUCGAGUUUGUUUUUGUUUUUGUGUGUUUAUUUCGUGUUUCUGUGCACCAAGCCACCAACUUGGUGCUGGUGGGCAUGUUCAGCUAAUCAGCUCGGUGCCUCUCUGGCUGAAUCUGGACGUUGUACAAUGUGUAGACAAACUGGUCACAAUAAUGUAUACAUUCGGACGAACAUUAUCUGAUCGAGCUCAA